Messenger RNA from Botrytis cinerea B05.10, 2286 nucleotides. RefSeq lists its product as hypothetical. Bases 610 to 1470 code for a protein of 286 amino acids. The record is from RefSeq and is a predicted model, not a curated record. Lineage: Eukaryota; Fungi; Ascomycota; Leotiomycetes; Helotiales; Sclerotiniaceae. The transcript has 3 exons.
GAGUGCGUGGAAGAAAAGAAGCGGUUGACAGAAAUCUCGGAAAGGGGAGAAGAUUUCUCGGACAGAGUCUAUGAAGUUUUGAGCCUCCCUGCUAGAGAGAUAUUGACGAACGUUUUCAAAUAAGAUACGACACUGGCCCAUCUGUGCUCGCAAAGCCUCGAACGAUAAGAACAAUACUUCGAUUGUCUGUUGGUUGUUGGUUGUUGAUUGUUGAUUGUUGAUUCUUGCGCCAAAAUCCGGGGAAGAAACGGAGCCAGAAAACUUCCACGCCGUUGGUUAGCCGCCUUAUUAGAGCUUCUCUCGAGCUUGUUGAAGCCAAUUUCCCCGCAAAUAUUGCGAAACAUUAUCUAUCAACACCUAGCGUAAUUGUCUCAAGGGAUAACUGCCCCUCGAAAUAACUCGGCAUCAGAUCAGACUUUCAUUUCCAGGGGUCCAUUCGUUUGUUCCCAGUGAUCGACAAGCCUAUUCUUAUCUUAUCGACGCUCCGCCUUUCCCUUCACUGUCAACCUUAUCCAUCAAAUCCAUCAUUUAUAUUGCGGAACCUCGAUCAUUAUCAUCAAAGUGUGCAGCUGCAAAGCUUACCUCUUGAUCUGCGAACGUCGGUAUAAGAUGGCAACGUACGAUAAUGCACGUAUUGACCGCUUCCUCAAUGACUCCGAAAUCCCUUUCGCAGGUCUCCCCAGCACACAUCGUACAAGCCAUACUGAUAUAGCAUCUCUUCCCCGACAAUUCGCAAACCAAACGUACGAUGCCUCAACAUGCUCGACUUUCAGCCAAGAUCCCGCAUCAACAAUAUCGCCCUGUAGCGAAAACGACGAAAGUGUGUUUAGUAUGCAGUCUCGAGGGUCAUACACGACAGCUACCAGUCAACAAUCGACACAAUCCAAUCCUGUAGCCGGGUGGAACCUCCCAAUACCUCAAAUCUCCCGAAUCAACACUGCUAUUGUCCUUCCGUGUGAAUUCAUAUCGAUAAAUUGUGGAGUAACAUUCCAUCCAGAUGAUUUCGAUGACUGGCUUACGCACAGCCUUACGCAUUUCAGUGACCUUCCUCCUCCAUCGAAAUGCCUCUGCCUCUUCUGUGAUAGAGAAUUCGAAGACACCAACGAUUCGCGUAGCAAUUGGUUGGAUAGAAUGAUGCAUAGCCGUGGUCAUUUCCUUGAUGGAAAAACAAACAUUCGGCCAGACUUCUCGGUGAUUGAAUAUAUGCGGAAGAACAAUCUGAUGAAUGAGGAGGAUUACACUUUGGCUGGACAAUAUACCGAACGUCCAUCAGUAGCGAGUCUCGUACGAAAAGGGUUUGAGACACCUGAAGCAAAACUCAAGCGGGAAAGAGAGUCCAAACUUCCAUGGGAUUUGCAAAAGGAAGAACGGCAUCGCAAACGUUCAGGUCAUGCACACAAAGGGAAAGAAAGGCAGAGGUCAACUUUUUCCAAAAAGCCAGUAUCGAUCGAGCAUCCAGAAUACACUUGAAUUCUUUAGCUUGCCACUCUCGCAGAAGACCUGUCCUUCUGAACCCGAGGGAAAUUUGGGAACCUAUGCGACCUUAUAUUUACAAUCUCGAACGGUGUGUGGCUAUGCGGAGGGCAAAUUUUGCCACUUAUCUCUCCAGUUGUUUUGAAUUCUCCGUACUCUGUGUUAUUUAAAUGCUCCCUCGCCGAAUGAGUGAAUUUAUAUGCGGGCUCCCUCUUUGAUGCAGGAACACAGGCCCUCCCCGUUCGCCUCUUCGACAGGGCGUAUCUGCUCGUUGCCUAAGCACGGUAAACUUAACCCAACAGGACACCGAGUGGGACCGACCAAUAAUCUUUUUUUGAUUGCGCAACGUUAGGGUUUUAUCGGGAGUUUUGUUUUGUCUCUUUUACGAUUUUCGUAUUUCACGAUGCUGGACCAUGGUCGAAAAGAAAAGUCUCUUGAACGAUUUCUAUACCCGAACAUGUUUUUCUGUUUGUUUGUUUGUUUGUUUGUUUCUCCGAGGUGCAUUUGUUUAUAUGCAAUACGUUUGGGAUAUGAUGACGUAGAACGCUACUCAUGAGUUAUGUUAAUGUCGUUAUGAAUAAUUAGUACUUCACCAGCAAUUUUUGUCCCUUGCCAAUCGUGUAUAUAUGGGUAGGGUUUUCCAAGCGUUCUUCGGUGUCUGUAAAUGGUAAGGCAUAUUUUCAGGAAGAUGGUUCGAUCGGAUGUCAUCUUGUCAUAUACUAGGCAGAUGAUUGAGAUAUAUUGAGCGCGUCCAGAAAAUCGUGCAUUCGGAUACCCUACUUGGGACAGAAUUCCAGCCACUCAACAUAUAUA